GGGAAGGGCGUGGUCCCUUUAAAUGAUAUGGAAGGGGGACGGGAAGUGCUGGGUAGAGGAGGGCGUGGUCCUCAGCCAGGGCUUCAUCCCUGGGCCUGUGCCCACCUAGGUGAAGACAGGCAUUUUUGUUUUCCUGCCCGAAUGUUGCAUUUCCCAAGACCACCCUGGCCUGCCAUGUCCUCAUCCUGUGCCUAUAAAAACCCCCGAGACCCUGGCAGGCAGACACACAAGCAGCCAGACGUUGAGAGGAGCAUGUAGGCAGAGAAUACAGGGGCUGCUGGAUGUCGAGAGGAACGCACCAGCAUAGGAGCACAGCGGCAUGCUGGCAGGCCGUUGACCAGCGGAAGAAUGCAGAGUUUGUCCGGGGAGGUCAGAGAAGAGUCAGGCCGCCAUACUUGACUCCAGGAGAAAACCAUCUCCCUUCUGGUUCCCCCGUCUGCCGAGAGCUACUUCCACUCAAUAAAACUUUCCACUCAUUCUUCAAGCCCUCGUGUGAUCCAAUUCUUCCGGUACACCAAGUGCUGGUAAAGAUGUAUACCUGGCAGCUGACCGUCAAAUCUUAUGAAGGAUUAAAACAUAAAGUUUGCAUUAAAGGUCAAAACAGUCACAAGCCUGCUCAAAUUCAAAAAGAGGGGACGGAAAUGGAACCUCUUCAUGGGAGGAAGGACUGGGGAAGCCUCACAAUCAUGGCGGAAGGUGAGGAAGAGCAAGUCACAUCUUAAGGCGGAUGGCGGCAGGCAAAGAGACAAAGAAUGAGAGCCAGAGCCAAGUGAAACGGAUUUCCCCUUAUCAAACCAGCAGAUCUCACGAGACUUAUUCACUACCACGAGGACAGCAUGGGAGAACCCGCCCCCACAAUCCAACCAUCUCUCCCACCAGGUCCCUCCCAGAACACGCGGGAAUUAUGGGAGUACCAUUCAAGAUGAUAUUUGGGUGGGGACACAGAGCCAAACCGUGUCAGGUGGACUGCCAGUAAAAAGGGGCGGGCGUGUGUUAAUGCUUUGGAGAAGGCAUUGUGUCUCCGAUAGGAACUACAGGUGAGAGAUCCCAGUGACAGAAGGUCGCCAAGGAAUCUGUGGGAGAGGAAAUAAGAAUUUGGCUGUCUGUUCCCAGUUGUUUGAGACUGGGGAGAAGACGAUGAGAAAAGUUUUAAAUUGGAUGAUAGGUUGAUACUCAGAUAUUAGGCAGAAAAGAACUUUUAUACUCCUGAAAAAUGAGAGUUCUUCUUAAUAACUAAGUAGAAAAAAAUGUCAGAUCGGCCUAAUAUUUCAUCUGGGGAUAAAUAAGGACAGUUCAAAAUUAGAGCAGUAGUGAGAAAAAAAAAUGGUCACUCUCUGCUUUUAACCUGACAACUCUUAUUCAAUAUUUAAAUGUUAUACAGGUUUUAGAUAAAAUACUAAUAAGUAAAACACCUAUGAUAGAGUUCUGAGUAAAAUGUACAGCAUUCUGUACUUCAUAAAGAAUAUAAACUCAAGUUUAUUAUAUAUAUUAAUGUUCUCUCUAUAUUCUUUCUAUAUAAUCUAUUAUAUGUAUUUUCUCUAAUAGUAGUUUAAAAAACCCACACAUACAGGUAUGUAUAGAAAAAAUUGGAUGCUGACACACUUACCUAAUGUUAAGACAAUUUUAUCCCCUGGGAUUGAUUUAAAUUUUCUUCUUUAUAUUUAUUUCCUCUGGCCCUGGAGGCUGUGUAUACUUAUUCUUUGAUGCAAAUACUUUUUCUUUUUUUUUUCAGAUGGAGUCUCACUCUUGUCGCCCAGGCUGGAGUGCAGUGGUGCUAUCUCGGCUCACUGCAACCUCCUCCUCCCGGGUUCAAGCGAUUCUCCUGCCUCAGCAUUCCAAGUAGCUAGGAUUACAGGUGCCCGCCACCACGCUCUGCUAAUUUUGAAUUUUUCGGUGAGACAGGUUUUGCCAUGUUGGCCAGGCUCAUCUUGAACUCCUGACCUCAGAUGAUCUGCCCGUCUCAGCCUCCCAAAGUGCUAGGAUUACAGGUGUGAGCCACUGCACCGGGCCGCAGGUACUUUUUUGAAUCCUUUGAAGAUGUCUAUUGGAAAAUGUGAUUACACUUCCCAGGAAGCAGGUGAUAAUCUCUCCCUAAGCCCCUUGACAAUGGGUGGUCCAGCCUCCUGUUGGGGUUGGUUGGUCCUUUGGCAUGAUUUAAAAUUUCUUAGGCAAAUUUUUAUUUUCAGGCAGCCCCUCGCUGGUUGAUGAGAACCAUCUGCAUGCUGUUGCCCCUGCUGAUGAGGGAAUUCUAGCUGGUUCCAGGGCUGCUUGUGCUUCCUCUGCACAGUACUUUCUUGUUAUUACCGUGGCCUCUUGCCUUUAUUUCAUAGGCCUUUGUCAGACCCUGGGUAACAGUUUUCCUAAAUAUCCAGGGCUCCAGGAGGCCCUUUUUCUAGGCUUAAAGCUCUCCUAACUCCUUCCCAGUCGGGAAAUUGAGACUUAGAGCAGACCAACAACUUUCUCCUAAAAUAAAUCACCUCCUCUAUCUGCAACCUAGGUCAGCUUCUCUAACUCUUUUACCAGCUGGAGGCCAGUGAUCUGCUAAGGUCAUAUGUGUGCACAUGUUGCUGGGUGAGUCUAGCUUUCUAUAGGCUAUGGGAGUGGUUGACAUACAUUUCCUAGGACUUCGUCAUACACAUAAUGGAAAUAAUUCCAUGUGAACAUGCCAUUUUUAGCUUACUAAAUCCAAAAGUAUAUUAAAAGGUACUUUAUGAUAAAUAGAAGAAUAGAAGAAUAUUUUCACUUUGUAAAAGUUUUCAAUGUUCUAAUUCACUCAUUAACAGUAAAAAUCACAUAAAUAUCUUGAUAGAUGCUGAAUAAGAGUUUUAUAAAGCUCAUUAUUUAUUUUAAAAAUUGAAACAAACAACUUAUAAAGUUGAAUUUCUACCAUAUUAUGUAUUUUUUAAAUUCUCAUAAAAUUGAAUGGAAACUUCCUUAAUGCGUUAAAAGCUUAUACCAAAAUAUAAUGCAAAUAUAAAUAUUUGAUGCAUAUACAUCAAAUAUCACAUUUAAAGGUUAGAUACAUUAUCUUAAAUUGGGAGCAAAACAAGUGUCCAAUUUUAAUUAUUGGAUUUCAAUAAAUCACUUGAGAUUAGGGCUAAUUCUUUGGAAUUCAUGUAAAAGAAAUAUGGAUUUUGAAAAUUUUGAGAAAAAAAUAAAAUAGUAUAACUCUAUAAUUACAGAGAUAUGAUCCGCAUGAAAUCCUAGUAGAAUUAACAAAGAAUGAGUGUUAAUAAGAGAACUGAACAAGUUUGCUAAACAUGAGGUCAGCUUUCUCAAUUCUUCAGCAUUCAUUUAAGUAAGUAAUGCCAACCAAAACAAAAAAUAAUGUAAUAUAAAACAAUAGCAACAAAAUUUUAAAAGCAUUUAGAAAUUAACCUUGGAAAGAAAUCUAUAAACCUUUAUAAUAGAAAUUUUAAAAUUGUAAUAAAUGAAAUUAAAGAAGACCUAAGUAAAUGUGGAGAUCUAUUAUGUCUUUAUUUAACAAUAUAAAAGCUUUUAUUCCAAAAUAAACGUAUAAGUUCAAUGUAAUUUCAAUAAAGAUUCAGUAGUACCUUUGAGGAACUGAACGUAUAUACGUAUAUACAAAAUAUACAGAUACAAAAAUAUCUGAAAAAAUCAGCUGACAAAAAAGAAACAGGGUAUCUUCUUAGUGAUAUAUAAAUGUAUUACAAAGCCUAAGUAAUAAUAUUAUAGGAAAUAAAGAGUGAAAAUAUUAAUGUAACAAAAUAGAGUUCAAGAGCAGACCCCUUGAUCUGGGAACUAGAUAAAGAUGAAAGUGGUAUCAUGUCCAAUGGCAAAAGGUUGAAUGGUUCAUAAAUUGUUUUGGGAAAACAGACUUACAAAGUAUAAAAAUAAAAUUGGCCUUCUAUUUCAUAGCAUACACAAAGGAGGACUCCUGAUUGAUUAAUGAUUUAAAUGCAAAUAGUAAAACCAUAAAAAAUAAUGGGGCUAUGGAGACUUCAUUGCAGAACCUUAAAAGCACAAUGUAUAUGGAUUUAACUGCAAUGGAUUUAUCACCAUAAAAAUUCAGGAUAUUUUUCCAGCAAUGAAUAUUACAAAAAAUGUUAACAGAUGGACGACAGAUUGGGAGAAGAUAUUUGCAAAGGGUUUAAUAUUAAAACUAUACAAAGAAUGCCUUCCAAGUAACCAAAAAGAUGAAAAAAUUAGUAAGGAAAUUGGCAAAGUAUAUAAAUGGCACAAAAUGACUGAAAAUUAUGUGUAUAGAUGUGCAACCACAUUAGUAAUCAGAUAAAUGCAAAAUAAAAUAAAAUACUACUUCACAGUUAUUGGAGUCCCAAAAUGGAAAAGAAACUGUGUUGAUAAGAAUAUGGAGAAUUGAUGCUUGUCGUCUAUAGCUUAUGGGAACAUAGACUGGUGCAGCCUUUCUGGAGGAAAUUACACAGUGAUGGAUUUACAAAUGCUUACAUCGUACUACUCAACAAUGUGAUCUUUGUUAUUUUAUUCUGGAAAAAUCUUGCCCCCAUUCCAAGCAGGGACAUGUUUUGUGGAAAUAGGUAAUUGGAGGCAACAUAGCUAUUAUUAUUAGGGGAAUGAAUAAAAGCAAAAUGUGUUGAUUACAUACUAUGAUUGUAUUAGUCUGUUUUCAUGCUACUGAUAAAGACAUACCUGAGACUGGGAAAUUUACAAAACAAAGAGGUUUAAUUGGACUUACAGUUCCACAUGGCUGGAGAGGCCUAACAAUCAUGGCGUAAGGCAAGGAGGAGUAAGUCACAUCUUACAUGGAUAGUGGCAGGCAAAGAGAGAAUGUACCAGCAGGAGAAAUGCCAGAUGCUUAUAAAACCAUCAGAUCUUGUGAGAACUCACUCAUUAUCAAGAGAACAGUAAGGGGGAAUAGCCCCCAUGAGUCAGUUAUCUCUGCCUGGCCCCGCCCUUGACACCUGGAGAUUAUUACAACUCAAGGUUAGAUUUGGGUGGGCCCACAGAGCCAAACCAUGUCAAUGGCAUUCAUAAUCAACAUGUCUGAUCUUAAAAACUUCAUGUUGACUAAAUAAAUAGAAAAGAGAAUAUUGAUAGCAUAGUAAUAAUUACAAGUACCUUCGCAAAACAUUAUUCUUGUUUUAGAAAAAAUUCUCAUACUGAAAAAAAAAAACCCCAAAAUCAUGAAAUCAAGCAUUUAUUCCAUUGAUAGAUGAAUGGGGGUAGGACACAGGGAGGAAGGUGAGAAAUAUAAGAUAAAAUAUAUAAUAAAAUACAAUGAAACAAAAUGGGGCCUUUCAGACUGAUGGUGAACGUGUAUCAUGAUUUAUGUGAAAUGUUUAAUUCAGUUAUUUGGACCUGUGGUAAAAAUCAAAUAUCAUGGGGUAAAAAUUAAAUGAAAUUUUAUUUUAAUGCACAGGAAAAUUGGUCAUGCAGACAGAUCCUAUUCUACUAUCAAUCUCUUUUUAGGAAAUCCCUUUACAAACAGUAGACUGUUGAGCAUUGUUUCUUCAAAUUUUCUAUAUGUGAAGAUUUAAAAUAUUAGGCAUUUUUGAAUAUGGAAUUGAUAAUGUAUGGUGAAGGCAAUUUCUUUGUGUGUUUUAACAAUGCUAUCCAAUACACAAUGAGUAUGUAAAACAUUUCUGUCAACUUCAAGUCUGCCAUUUUGUUCUAUUACUUGCCAAUAUUUUCACUGCAUGAAAUUAACUUUAAUUUCUUUGUUUCUGAGGAGUUGGUGACUUUCUGUAACAUAUUUUAUGUAUAAUCCAAAACAAUCCAUCAAGCACUCCCUCCCCACACUCCCUGUUUUUCUGUUGACAUUCAGAUUCAACACAUUUAUAAAAUUAAGGACUGUUUUGCCAAUCUCAGGUACCAGGUGUACUAUACUUUGAGGUUUAUUUAUUUUCUUCAAAGUCAGACUGGAUUUUGGCCCAUACUUCAUUUGAACUUCUCUCCUUGCAUUAUUUGUCUAUAGGAGAAAUAUUGAUUGGAAAAGCAGUGUAGAAUAAAGUUAAGUAUCUUAUAUAAUUUUUCCUAAAUAAUUAAAAAUGAGUUUUUUUAAAAAGUGAUGUUAAAAUUGUUAAGUAAAAUCCAGUAUGACUGAUUCUUGGAUUGACUUCCCAAGGAUUCAGAUCUCACUGGAUAAGCAUGUAAUAUGUCUUACAUGAUAAAGUAUCCAUAAGAGUAGCUAAUAGUUUUCUUAGCAUGUAACAUUCAAAACUGAGCAAUUAAUAAUAUGGAGUGACCGGUAGCUAACAGUAUUUAAAUUUAAUGGAAACUUCACAAAUUCAUGUUCUUCCAUUUCACAGGCGAAAAGGCUGAUAUUUAACAGUAUUCAGUUUUUUGGGGGAAUACUUUUUAGGAGUAAUAAUAUUUUCUAAGUGCUUAUUCAAGAUAAGUUUUACAUUAUGGGAAAAUGCAAGUUAUUAAUUCUCAUUAGGUUUAUUUAGUGUUCUGUCACUCUUACAUUUUUAGAGAUUUUCCUAAUAAGAUAUGUAUAUUUUGACAUCCUCUCAAUAUCUUGCAUGGUAUUUAAUAUUGAUAUAGAUAUUCCUUUAUGUUAUCCUGGAGUUUGAAAAUGCCAGCUUGUGGUACAUCCUUUGUAUAUUAUGAAUUAAAAUAUUUGCCAUUCUUUAAAAUA
This is a messenger RNA of Pongo pygmaeus (Bornean orangutan), 6580 nucleotides long. RefSeq lists its product as uncharacterized. The transcript has 4 exons. The coding region runs from base 282 to 722 and encodes 146 amino acids. The record is from RefSeq and is a predicted model, not a curated record. Lineage: Eukaryota; Metazoa; Chordata; Mammalia; Primates; Hominidae.